Sycon ciliatum is the source of this 861-nucleotide messenger RNA. RefSeq lists its product as uncharacterized. Lineage: Eukaryota; Metazoa; Porifera; Calcarea; Leucosolenida; Sycettidae. The transcript has a single exon. The record is from RefSeq and is a predicted model, not a curated record. The coding region runs from base 1 to 861 and encodes 286 amino acids. Gene Ontology annotation, molecular function: zinc ion binding; nucleic acid binding.
AUGAAGAACUAUUACAUUGGUAGCAAGAGGAUGGAUCUCCAUCCCCUGUGGUCGUUCGUGGGCCUAGUUCUGGCCUCGGCUAUCAGCUCUAUCGUCGUCAGCAUCUGGAUUGUCAACCGUCUCCGGAAGGAAGCUCUACCCUCUACUCAGUCGUCACCCCAGUGUGUUCCUGAGUCUCGUACUUCAGCUUCCCAGCCUGCACCGCGUGAUCGCCCACACGUCAAGGAGCCGCCCGUGUUCACCGGAGAUCCCACCACGUUUCGGGAAUGGGCAUUUGCCGUCGAGUUGGCCUUGGCUUCGUGGCGCUUCGCGGAUCCUAAACGUGAAGCUGAGUUUGCAGCCAGUUAUAUCGCUGGAAAUCCGCGUCUGUGGUUGAUGACUUCCCUGGAAGCCGGCGCUGCAUACCCAGACUGGUCGUCCUUGAAGAAGGCAUUAGAGGCGGCUUACGGUGUGAAGUACGACCAAGAGAGAGCUCGGUGGAGUUUGUUCUCCCUCUCCCAGCGCGGCGCCUUAGGAGACUACAUCGCAGAAUUCUCGCGGCUCAGUUUUUUAAUCACUGACCUGGAUGGCCACUCUCGCGCAGUACUAUUUGUCAGGGGCCUGGCCCCGGAGCUCAGGCGUGAAGUCAUGAAGGAGCAUCCUACAACCCUGCAGAAGGCGACAGAAGCAGCGCUCGCCGUAUCGCAAGUGAUGCCCUUCAUUACGGUACGACAGCAGCAGGGGAACCUGGUACGUCGUCCACUGUCGGUUCCUGGUCCCCGUUCCAAUCGCGAGGAAACGGAACGACGAUGCUACAUAUGCCACCGACCUGGUCAUCUGGCACGUCAAUGCGACUCGAACCCAAACGCUGGACGCCAGUAA